Xiphophorus couchianus (Monterrey platyfish) is the source of this 4569-nucleotide messenger RNA. RefSeq names its product serine/arginine repetitive matrix 2 (gene srrm2). NCBI's taxonomy places the organism in Eukaryota, Metazoa, Chordata, Actinopteri, Cyprinodontiformes, Poeciliidae. Gene Ontology annotation, cellular component: nucleus. The record is from RefSeq and is a predicted model, not a curated record. The transcript has 14 exons. The coding region runs from base 216 to 4262 and encodes 1348 amino acids.
GAACUUACGUGUGACGUAGAUGGAUUUCAUCCUGUAGUUGCAAAGCGAAGCUGUUAGCUGAAGCUAGCAGCAUUUCUUUUAUUUUGCCACACUUUUACUCAAACGGUUGUCGUGAAUAUUAGUGUUGCUGAGUGGUUCUACGGGAAGUUGUCAAACACCAGACUCUUUAACGAGCCAUUUCGCUUACGUUUCUCCUGGAGAAAGGCUGCUGAGCCAUGUACAAUGGUAUUGGCCUGACGACUCCUCGGGGCAGCGGCACCAAUGGCUACGUGCAGCGCAACCUGUCGAGCCUGCGGGUCAAGAGGCCCCGAGACGAGCGCGGAGGCGAGCGCGAUGAAAAGGACCGCGAGCGGCUGGAGAGUCAGCUCAACCGGCAGCCCAACGCCGACAUCCUGGAGCACCAGCGCAAGAGGCAGCUGGAGGUCAAAUGCGCCGAGCUGCAGGACAUGAUGGAGGAGCAGGGAUAUUCGGCCGAGGAGAUCGAGGAGAAGGUGAACAGUUUCCGCAUGAUGCUGCAGGAGAAGGAGGAGCCGUCUCCCACUGCCGCUCAGAAACCAACUGUGACAGAAACACACGCCCUGGCUGCAGCCAACCAGCAGAAGAACGACCGUCUUCGUGCCGCUUUCGGCAUCUCCAGCGACUAUGUGGACGGGUCGUCCUUCCACGCUGACCGCAAGGAAAAGGAGAAAGAGAAGCGGGAGCAGGAACGUCUGGAGCGGGAGAAACUGCAGCAGCAGAAAUACAUCUUGGUGGAAGAUUCAGAUGACUCAGAUUCUCCUCCUAAGAAGCGCAGCCGGAAGAAGAAAAAGAAAAACAAGAACAGAGAAAGCAGCUCAGAAAGUUCGUCCUCAUCUCCUCGCAAAGAGAAGAAGAAAUCCAAAAAGAAGAAAAAGAAGCGGGAGGCAUCAGAGGACGAAGACGACAGUUCCUCAGAUGAGAAGCAGAAAGUGUCAAAGAAGAAAAGAAGGAGUGGAAGUUCCAGUCCUCCGAAAGCGAAGUCGGGUCGGCGCAGAAGCGUCUCCUCUAGUUCAGAUCACAGCAGCAGAUCUCCACCUCCAUCCAGAUCACAUCCAAAGGACCAAACCGCAAAAAACACAGAAGGCAGAAAGGGGCGUUCGCCAGACAGGAGGCGCCGUGGUUCUGAGGAGCGCAGCCCACGGCGUCGAGCGGGCGACGGGAGGAGGUCCAAUCCUGAGAGGGAGAAAGAGCAACGCCGGGAGACGGACAAGACCAAAAGGAGACAUGACUCCUCGUCCCCCUCUCCGUCUCCAGAGAAAGACAGAAACGUUGAUCAGGGGAGAGCAAGAAAAUCCAGAAGCAAACAAAGGGAGCGAGAAAAAGGGCAGACCAGGAGCAUGGACAUGGACUCAAGACAGCACUCCAGGAAUCUGGAGUCAGAGAAGAGGAGGCGGUCCAGGAGCGUGGAGGUGGAGAAGAGGAGGCGCUCCAGGAGCGUGGAGGUGGAGAAGAGGAGGCGCUCCAGGAGCGUGGAGGUGGAGAAGAGGAGGCGCUCCAGGAGCGUGGAGGUGGAGAAGAGGAGGCGCUCCAAAAGCGUAGAGGUGGACAAAAGAGAACAAUCUAGAAACAAUGAGAAGGGGAGGCGGUCAAAGAGUCGAGAAAUCAGAAACACAGAGAAGGAGAACGUACCUCAGAGGAUCAGACGGGAGCCCUCCUCUUCGUCUUCUUGUUCUCCUCCUUCUCCUCCUCCUCCUCCCCCUCCUCAGCAGGAAACAAGGGGGGAAAGAAGCAGGGUCCCUGAGCGGGAAAAAGACGGGAACAAACAUAGAACGAUGAGACAUGACUCUCCGUCUCCUCCUCCUGAAAAGGAACAGGCACGAAGAGGAAGGAGUGUAGAUAAAGAACGUACAAGUGAGAAGGACAUUCAGUCAAAGACAAGGGGACGAAAUGAAAGAGACGUCAAAAAAGGUGAAGCUCAGCGGCAGGAUAGAGAGAGACAACCGUCUCCUCGCCAACAGAGAGGAGACAAGAUACCAGGCGGCCGGGAUUUCCCAUCGCCAAUUUUGUCCCCAUCCUGCAUCAAUGGAAGCCAGAUUGAGAGGAGACAAGAAACGCACAAAGAACGAUCGACAGACAGGCAUUUGAAUAAGCAAAAGGAAGAAAGUGGUGAGAAACGUAGGAAAGAUGGCGGGCCUUCUGCAGACGGUAGAGGGGACGGGUCCAGACCUCCGGAGAAGCAGAGGAGCCCAGUGAGAGAGAAAAGACGGGAGGAGAAACUAAAACAAACAGAAAGCAGCAGUAGCAGCAGCAGUGAUAGCGACAGUGACAGCUCCUCAUCCUCCUCUUCGUCCUCAUCCUCCUCCUCUUCAUCUUCCUCUGAGGAAGAGGAUAACACCGAUAAAACUGCAUCACCAGAACAAGAGAGAAGCAUUCAUAGGAAAAGUGCGCCGUCGGCCAUCGGAGCUGCUGUUGAAAGGUUUCUGGCCAAUGGGAGGAAAGAAAGCGCCACUGGUUCUGAAGGUGACGGACCCAGACGUCCCCACCGGGAAUCUGGACCGGACAAACCCGAGCGUGAAAGACCACCGCUCAGAGAUCCCGCCCAGGAUCGCCCGUCUCAAGCUAAAGGACAAGAUCGGUACAGUCCCACGCAGGCGGAAAGCCGGAGUCCGUCUCCCUCUCCACCCAGGAGACCCGAAAACAACCGAGGUAGGAGGUUCUCUCCGCCUGAGGCCAGAGCUGGGGACAGGGCGAAGGACAAGGACGCUUCCAAGAGAAUCACAAGGGCCAGCCCCAAUGCCAGGAGCCCACUCUCUCCAGCCCAGAGGACCACUACCAUCCCACCAGCCGCCCGCACUCCUCCAAGGCAGUAUCAAGAACCCCCGUCCCGGUUCAGAAGAACGUCACCGCCUCCAUUCCCAUCAGACCGUGACAGGGACAAGGGACGAGAAUGGGACAGGGACAAGGGACGAGAAUGGGACAGAAUAGUCAGAAGGAGCCGGUCCAGAAGUCCUAGGCCCAGAAGUCUGAGAAGACGCAGCGGGUCUAGGCCCAGAAGUCCGAGAAGACGCAGCGGGUCUAGGCCCAGAAGUCCGAGAAGACGCAGCGGGUCUAGGCCCAGAAGUCCGAGAAGACGCAGCGGGUCUAGGCCCAGAAGUCCAAGAAGACGCUAUGGCUCCAGGCCCAGAAGUCCCAGAAGGCGCAGUGGUUCUAGACCCAGAAGGCGCAGUGGUUCUAGACCCAGAAGUCCGAGGCGACGUAGUGGGUCCAGGCUGAGAAAUCUGAGACGCCGUAGUGGUUCUAGGCAAAGAAGCCCUAGAAGACGAAGUGGUUCUAGGCCCAGAAGCCCAAGACGGCGCAGUGGGUCCAGGCCUAUAUCUAGGCCUAAAAGUCCAAGGAGACGCACUAGAUCUAGGUCCAGAAGUCCAAGAAUCCUCAGACGGCCAAGUCCCCCUAGCAGGUUCCGCCGCUCUCCGUCUCCCCAGCAGCGGCGGCGGGUCAGUCGCUCGCCCUCCACAGACAGGCAGAGAGAGCGAGAGAGGGGCCGGCAGCCAGAGAGACCACCUACAAAGGUCGCCUCCCCGCCCCAAAGGUCGUCCUCUUCCUCCUCCUCGUCCAGUUCCAGCUCCUCCUCUUCCUCGUCUCCUUCUCCGCCGCCGGACAGGAAGGAGGUGAAGCCUCCGGCGGAGAGAGAGAGGCCGCUUCCAGACGACGGGAAGCUGGCGGGUCGCUCUUCGUCGGCUCAGGCUCCUCCCAGGGACUCCCCCCGCGCCGCAGCGGCACCGGGCCGGAGAAGCUCACCAUCCGACCCGCGCCGGCCUCAUGACGCCAUCAGGAGGUCACCGGCCGUCAGCCAAUCAGAAGGCAGGCAUCCAACGGCUGGUCUCGAAGGGAAGCAGUCGCCGCCAGCGACCAGGAAGGACACUGCUGUGAACGGGAAGGAGAAGGCCAGCAGGAGCAGCAGCUCCAGCUCCUCUUCGUCGUCCUCGUCUUCAUCAUCAUCAUCCUCCUCGUCAUCCUCGUCUUCAUCUUCAGACAGCUCUGACUCAGAGGCGGAGCAGGGCAAAGGGAAGCCAGAGAAAGGACGAAGCUCCCAGUCCUCCUCUUCCUCAUCCAGCGAUGAAGGGGAAGCCAAGAAAAACAGCCCUGCGCGGCCUCACCGCGUCCCGGCCGACUCUCUCAGAGAUUCCCGUUCUCUCAGUUAUUCUCCUCCCAGACACAUCCGAGCCGCUCGCUCCUCUCCUGCUCCCAGGAGCGCAGGCCGGCGGUCGCCCAGAUCCUCGUCCAGCAGCAGGCGGAGAAAAUGAGCGAUCAUCAGAAACCUUCCUCCUCCUCUUCCUCCUGCCAGCCUGGACUCCAGCACUCGUUCUGGAGAACUGCUCCUGCAGUGAUCUGUUUUUGGUUUAAAGUGGAGCGUUGCAGGCUGCAGCCGCCUCAACCUAACUGUACCUGUGCUGAAUGUCGUCCUUCCUGUAGAUAUGAGCUGUCUGUAUUUUGGUUAUUAUUAUGUAACAGGUAAACGAUUCCAUGCGAUGUGAGCAGAAACUGAAACUAGGGUAAUGUCUUUUGUUGAAAAUGAUUCAUCGUAUUAAUAAAAAGUAAUUGUAAAUUUUA